Messenger RNA from Symbiodinium necroappetens, 225 nucleotides. NCBI's taxonomy places the organism in Eukaryota, Dinophyceae, Suessiales, Symbiodiniaceae. The record is from the annotation of a GenBank genome assembly.
AUGAGCGGCGGGGCCACCUUCCAGACCAUUGCCAACGAGCUGAAGCCAUGCAGGGUGAGCGCUUUGCUCUACGAUGCCGAGGCACUCCAGUGCAACUCCGUUCCGGAGUUGGCAGCUUGCUACAACCGGAGAGUGCCUGGACUCAUCAGUGCAGCCACACGAGAAAAUGCAUCAAAGCGCUACAAAGCGCAUGCUUCGGAGCUAGGAAGACAGGUUUCGCACUAG